AUGCGAACGGUGAUGGAUUUGAUGAUUGCUCGAGGAUUAGAUAAACGGUAUUGGUGUGACAUUUCCUCUCCUCUUGUGUGUCGAGACGACCUCCUGUGCAAAGUCGUGUUGACUACAAAGUACAAAUGCAAUGUCAAUGGCACAGUUUUUCUUUCAGUGAAACACCGAGUGCAAUACAGAGGCACGCAAACUUACGCGGUUACGCCACCUUUAAGCUUAACCCUGAUGUAUUACGUGCUCUAA
Molecule: messenger RNA, 243 nt
Organism: Triticum turgidum subsp. durum (durum wheat)
Lineage: Eukaryota; Viridiplantae; Streptophyta; Magnoliopsida; Poales; Poaceae
Source: the annotation of a GenBank genome assembly